Molecule: messenger RNA, 1211 nt
Organism: Aspergillus candidus
Lineage: Eukaryota; Fungi; Ascomycota; Eurotiomycetes; Eurotiales; Aspergillaceae
Product: putative mRNA decapping hydrolase
Exons: 3
Coding region: 29-1003 (324 amino acids)
Biological process (GO): deadenylation-dependent decapping of nuclear-transcribed mRNA
Cellular component (GO): nucleus; P-body
Molecular function (GO): hydrolase activity; RNA 7-methylguanosine cap binding
Source: RefSeq, a predicted model, not a curated record
UCAAUUCCACCAAGCCAUCAAUUCCACCAUGGCAAACACCCAGGAGAAGGAAUCCCCCGAGGCACUGGUCUCCAAGUUCGAGAUCACCCGGCUCCUCAACCAAGACCAAAACGGCCGACGCAUCACCCUCCUCGGCACAAUCAACAAUCAACAAGGCAUCCUAACAGCCGAGCGCGCCGCCUUCGCGACCGAAUCCCCCGCUGCGUUGCAAGCCUUCCAUGCAGCCAUCACGCGCGUCACCAACCUAGGCGAUAAUGACAUCUACCGCUGGUACAUGGCGUCCUCAUGCGGCUCUCCAGCAGGAGAAGCAACAGAAGCAGCACCAUCCGACCUCAAACUCAACCUAAUCUGGCCCUGCACAGAACAACACAUCCGCAAAUACUCCUCCCAAGUCCUCCGCGUCGUGACCGAAACGCCCUCCAUCUACAGCACGCACGUGCGUCCCUACAUGCAAGCCAAGCGCGAGGAGGGCCGGCUGAACUGGGUGUUCAAUAUCCUGGAGGGCCGCACGGAGCAGGAGGACGUCAUACUGCGGGACGGGGAAGGCGAAGACGCGUUCCUCGUGUUGCCGGAUUUGAACUGGGAUCGGAAGACGAUGGGGUCGCUGCAUUUGUUGGGGCUGGUGCAGAGGAGGGAUAUUUGGAGUUUGCGCGAUUUGAAGAAGAGGCAUUUGCCUUGGUUGAGGGUUUUGAGGAAGCGCUUGUUGGAGGGGACUGUGCGGGCUUUUCCGGAAUUGGAGGUCGAUCAGUUGAAGCUUUAUGUGCAUUACCAACCAACCUACUAUCACUUCCACAUCCACAUCGUGAACGUCAUGCUCGAAGCAGGCUCCACCCAAGCAACGGGCAAAGCCUUCGGUUUGGAGAAUCUUAUGUCCCAGCUGGAGACGAUGGAAGGGGAUGACGACGCCGGUCUGGCUGAUGUUGACUUGACUUAUUUCCUGGGUGAGGCGAGCGAGUUGUGGACGGAUGUGUUUGGGCCGAUAAAGGCGGGGAAACUUGAGUAAUUGGGGCUUUCUAUCUGGUUUGCGAGAUAGCUUGCUUGGUUACUUGCUAGAUAGCUAUAUUAGAUGAGUAGAGGAUAGGGUGGUGGGUAGAUUUAUGAGAUGUCUGCUUAUGGUGAAUGAUUGAUGAUGAUGAUGGUAGGGUGGGUAUUCAAUGAGAUAUGAGAGAUUCAAUUAACAUUGCUAUGAAACAAUGGUACCUACCUACCUU